Molecule: messenger RNA, 1220 nt
Organism: Sinocyclocheilus grahami
Lineage: Eukaryota; Metazoa; Chordata; Actinopteri; Cypriniformes; Cyprinidae
Product: gastrin-releasing peptide receptor-like
Exons: 3
Coding region: 84-1220 (378 amino acids)
Biological process (GO): G protein-coupled receptor signaling pathway
Cellular component (GO): plasma membrane
Molecular function (GO): neuropeptide receptor activity
Source: RefSeq, a predicted model, not a curated record
UCACCGGAACACAACACAUUCAUGGCAAUAUUCGUGUAUACUGGCACUUGAGAUUCAGAAUGACCACGAGCUGAUCUGAUAACAUGUCUGACUUAAUAUUAACACCGACGGACGAUGUAAAGUUUCUGGGCGACUCUCCGGAGCGCAGCAACAUCAGCGCUGCUCCGGAGCAUCCGCACUUGCAUUCAGGCAUCGUUAUCGCCACCGUUUACGCGCUCCUCAUUACUGCUGGACUAAUUGGUAAUGUGACGCUCAUUAGGACGUUUUGCAUCGUGAAAUCCAUGCGCAAUGUACCAAAUCUCUUAAUGUCGAGUCUCGCUCUCGGAGACGUGCUGCUGCUGGUCACCUGCGCGCCCGUAGAUGCCAGCAAGUUUCUAGCGGACGAGUGGCUUUUCGGGCGGAUAGGAUGUAAACUCAUCCCGUUCAUCCAGCUGACAUCGGUUGGAGUCUCGGUGUUCACGCUCACAGCGCUGGCAGCGGACAGAUACAAGGCCAUUGUCAAGCCAAUGGAUAUCCAGACAUCUAAAGCCUCGCUGAAGGUCUGCCUUAGGGCUGUGUCAAUCUGGCUGCUCUCCAUGAUCCUGGCCAUUCCUGAGGUGGUGUUCUCUGAUCUACACUCCUUUCACAUCCCAGAAACCAAUGAGACUUUUAAAGCAUGUGCUCCGUACCCUCACGCCGGAGACCUGCACCCCAAAAUCCAUUCCAUGGCCUCCUUCCUUAUUCUGUACAUCAUUCCUCUCUUCAUUAUUUCUGUGUACUACAUCUUUAUUGCCAGGAGUCUGAUUCAGAGUGCGAUUAACAUGCCUGUGGAGGGAAAUGCGCACAUUCUGAGGCAGAUUGAGUCACGGAUACGGCUUGCCAAGACAGUGCUGGUGUUUGUGGGUCUCUUUGCCAUCUGCUGGCUUCCGAACCAUGUGAUUUACCUCUACCGGUCCUACCAUUACACAGAAGUGGACACCUCAAUGGCCCAUUUCAUCUCCAGCGUGUGCGCACGUAUCCUUGCCUUCACCAACUCUUGUGUGAAUCCAUUUGCUCUCUACCUGCUCUGCAAAUCCUUUAGAAAGCAGUUCAACAAGCAGCUUUGCUGCUGUUGCCCGACCAUCUUGAUGCAUUCACAAAGCGCUAGGCGUAACAAUACACGACUGACUUCAAUCAAAAGUACCCAGAACCACUCUGUAGCCAGCUUCAGCCUUGUCAAUGGCAAUGUUGUCUGCCAUUAG